Suncus etruscus (white-toothed pygmy shrew) is the source of this 1807-nucleotide messenger RNA. RefSeq names its product ethanolamine kinase 2 (gene ETNK2). Lineage: Eukaryota; Metazoa; Chordata; Mammalia; Eulipotyphla; Soricidae. The coding region runs from base 29 to 1165 and encodes 378 amino acids. The transcript has 8 exons. Gene Ontology annotation, cellular component: cytoplasm. Gene Ontology annotation, biological process: phosphatidylethanolamine biosynthetic process. The record is from RefSeq and is a predicted model, not a curated record. Gene Ontology annotation, molecular function: ethanolamine kinase activity.
UCGGCUCGGAGGGGUGGGGCUGCAGGGAAUGGCUGUGCCCCCUUCGGCUCCUCGGCCGCGCUCGCCCCUUUACCUGCGGAGGCAGGCGCGGUGCCCGCAGUGCUCAUGGGGCAUGGAGGAGAAGGCGGCGGCCAACGUGGGCGGGCCUCCCCGGGUGCCCUGCUUCGGCAUCUCCGUGCACCAGGACGACAUCCUGCCCGGCGCCCUGCGCCUCAUCCAGGAGCUGCGGCCGCACUGGCAGCCCGAGCAAGUUCGCACCAAGCGCUUUACUGAUGGCAUCACCAACAAACUGGUGGCCUGCUAUGUGGAAGACAACAUGCAAGACUGCGUGCUGGUCCGGGUGUACGGGGAGCGGACGGAGCUGCUGGUGGACCGUGAGAAUGAGGUCAGGAAUUUCCAACUGCUGCGAGCACAUGGCUGCGCCCCCAAACUCUACUGCACCUUCCAGAACGGACUGUGCUACGAGUACAUGCAGGGCAUGGCCCUGGGUCCCGAGCACAUCCGCGAGCCUAAGCUCUUCAGGCUAAUCGCCUUAGAAAUGGCCAAGAUUCAUACCAUCCAUGCCAACGGCAGCCUGCCCAAGCCCACCCUCUGGCACAAGAUGCACAAGUAUUUCACACUCGUGAAGGAAGAGAUCGGCCCCAGGCUUUCUGCAGAUGUGCCCGGGGUAGCUGAGCUGGAGCAGGAGCUGGCCUGGCUUAAGGAACACCUGUCCCAUCUGGAGUCCCCAGUGGUGUUCUGUCACAAUGACCUGCUGUGCAAGAACAUCAUCUACAACAGUUCCAAAGGUCAUGUGCGGUUCAUCGACUAUGAAUAUGCUGGCUACAACUACCAAGCUUUUGACAUCGGCAACCAUUUCAAUGAGUUUGCAGGUGUGAACGAGGUGGAUUACUGCCGCUACCCUGCACGUGAGACGCAGCUGCAGUGGCUCCACUACUACCUGCAGGCCCAGAAGGGCUCAACUGUGACUUCCCAGGAGGUGGAGAGACUCUAUGUGCAGGUCAACAAGUUUGCCCUGGCAUCUCACUUCUUCUGGGCACUCUGGGCCCUUAUCCAGAAUCAGUUCUCCACCAUUGACUUCAACUUUCUCAGGUAUGCUGUGAUCCGAUUCACCCAGUACUUCAAGGUGAAGCCUCAAGUGUCAGCCUUGGAGAUGCCAAAGUGACCAGCCUCCUGCCCACCCUGCCCAGGGCGCCCACAUUGCACCCCAGGGCUGUUCUGCAGUGGGUGAAGGUGAAAGCUGUGCCUCUGCCCUCCUUCCCUUUGGUGGGUGCUGCCAACACUCAUGGGAAGGACCCAGCUCUGGUAUACCCUCACCCCACCAGACUGGGGGGAGGUGCCAGCAGGGGCUGGGGUUCCCUUUCUACCUCCAGUGUCCUAGGUGCCCUGGGGAAGUACUGAGCCCAAACCAGCAUCACACCAGCUGACGGAUGGAUGUACAGAUCAUGGGAUGCUGAAACUCUGGCCCGAUGGCCCCCAUCUAGAUCCAGUCAGAGCCCCUUUACAUCCCUGGGAACAGAAGGAUGAACAGUGCAGCCCAGCUGGCCCAGAAACGGGUGCCCUGACCAACCAGCAGUUCCUGCAGCUUCUCUGCUGGCCAUGCACCUGCUAAUCUCAAUAUUUGAUGCCAACCUUUACCCAGUCUCCUGGGCAGGAAAUCCCAACUUCUGGGGCCUAUAUCACCACCUACCCUCACAGCUCCAGGGCCACUUGGUCAUUUACUCAAAUGACCAAUGAAUGACUGUGGUUUUCUGUAUUAAAAUGGUUCUGGGCCAUGUCUGAAUGCUAAUAAAGUGAGCUUAAGGGG